CGGCUGCCCCGGGCUCCCCGCGGCCGGGCUCCCCCCCGGGGCCGCCAAGGUGCCGCAGGCUUCGGCCAUGAAGAGGAGCGACCCGCACCACCCGCAGCACCGGCACCGGGACGGCGGGGACGGCAGCGCCGGGCGGGAGGCGAUGGUCAGCCCCGACGGCACCGUCACCGAGGCGCCCCGCACCGUCAAGAAGAUCCAGUUUGCUGACCAAAAGCAAGAAUUUAACAAGCGCCCAACGAAGAUUGGUCGCCGUUCUCUGUCCCGUUCCAUCUCUCAAUCCUCUACAGACAGCUACAGCUCAGAAGAGAGGCCCAAACAGCUGAGUGUGGGCUCUUCCCUGCCACACUCAGCACAGGCAAAUGCCAAGGGAACUCUCUCUGCCCCCAAGGAAGCAAUGAAGAUAUGGCUAGCUCAUUCAGCUGCCUCAUACACCGACAGCUCUGAUGAUGAGACCUCCCCCCGGGACAAGCAGCAGAAGAACUCCAAAGGCAGCAGCGAUUUCUGUGUGAAAAACAUAAAGCAGGCAGAGUUUGGGCGCCGAGAGAUUGAAAUUGCUGAACAAGAGAUGCCUGCACUUAUGGCUUUAAGGAAGCGAGCUCAGGGAGAGAAGCCAUUGGCUGGGGCCAAGAUUGUGGGCUGCACGCACAUAACCGCACAGACUGCUGUACUAAUGGAGACUCUUGGUGCCUUGGGUGCUCAGUGCCGAUGGGCUGCUUGCAACAUCUAUUCUACUCUCAAUGAAGUGGCUGCUGCCCUGGCUGAAAGUGGGUUCCCUGUCUUUGCCUGGAAGGGAGAAUCUGAAGAUGACUUCUGGUGGUGUAUUGAUCGCUGUGUCAACGUCGAAGGAUGGCAGCCUAAUAUGAUCUUGGAUGAUGGAGGGGACCUGACCCACUGGAUUUAUAAGAAAUACCCCAACAUGUUUAAGAAGAUCAAGGGGAUAGUAGAAGAGAGUGUGACCGGUGUCCACAGGUUAUACCAGUUAUCUAAAGCUGGGAAACUCUGUGUCCCAGCUAUGAACGUCAACGACUCUGUCACCAAACAGAAGUUUGACAACCUCUACUGUUGCAGAGAAUCCAUUCUUGAUGGCCUUAAAAGGACGACAGACAUGAUGUUUGGAGGAAAGCAAGUGGUGGUCUGUGGCUAUGGAGAGGUUGGAAAGGGCUGCUGCGCUGCUUUGAAGGCUAUGGGCUCCAUAGUGUAUGUGACAGAGAUCGAUCCAAUAUGUGCCCUGCAAGCCUGCAUGGAUGGAUUCCGCCUUGUGAAACUCAAUGAGGUUAUCAGACAAGUUGACAUUGUCAUCACCUGUACAGGUAACAAGAACGUAGUGACAAGAGAACAUCUAGACAGAAUGAAGAACAGUUGUAUUGUGUGCAACAUGGGACAUUCCAACACUGAAAUUGAUGUGGCGAGCUUACGUACGCCUGAGCUGACCUGGGAGAGGGUGAGAUCUCAAGUAGACCAUGUCAUCUGGCCAGAUGGGAAGAGGAUAGUGCUGCUGGCAGAGGGCUACAAUCUACUGUUAAGAAAGUUGCCAAAGGCCACAAGCUUCUGUCAGGGCCGUCUGUUGAACCUGAGCUGUUCCACUGUUCCCACCUUUGUAUUGUCCAUCACCGCAACCACUCAGGCUCUGGCUUUGAUAGAGCUCUACAAUGCCCCUGAAGGGCGCUACAAACAGGACGUCUACCUGCUGCCUAAGAAAAUGGAUGAGUAUGUGGCAAGUCUUCAUCUUCCAACGUUCGAUGCACAUCUGACAGAACUAACAGAUGAACAAGCAAAGUACCUGGGACUAAAUAAAAACGGGCCUUUCAAACCAAACUACUACAGAAAGGUAGCCAGGCUUGAUGUGAAGACAUUGAGAGAGAGAGAAUCCACCACUUCCCUUGGUACUUCGUUCCAGUGGUAUUAAGUUUCUGCAGCUGUAACCAGAAGAAAUUUUCUCCAUGUUGCUAUGCCUUCUUGUAAGCUUUUUUGCUUGCUUGGCUUUUCCUACUCAAUCUGGAAUCAUACUCCAUGAUCAUCUCUAAAUUAAGUGUAACGGGUUUUUUUAAAUGUAACAGUUUUUUUAAAUAUUAGAAAAAGGAAAUAGGCGACACCAGCAAAAUCUUAUAAGGAAAAUAAUUCUGUUCUGAACUUUAGAAACCAGGAAAAGAAACCCAAUCAUCUGUCAUAAUUCUACAGUAAGGAAGUAAAAACUAAGACUAUAACAUUUUCAAAAGGAUGUUUUAAAUAUUAAUGUCUGAGUGAUUGUAUUAGAUCAGCAAUAAAGACUCUGUAAUCUCAAAACACAAAUAAAAUGUUGCAAAAUUCA
This is a messenger RNA of Mauremys reevesii (Reeves's turtle), 2308 nucleotides long. RefSeq names its product adenosylhomocysteinase like 2 (gene AHCYL2). The transcript is spliced from 21 exons. Lineage: Eukaryota; Metazoa; Chordata; Testudines; Geoemydidae. The record is from RefSeq and is a predicted model, not a curated record. Gene Ontology annotation, biological process: L-methionine cycle. Gene Ontology annotation, cellular component: cytosol. The coding region runs from base 68 to 1906 and encodes 612 amino acids.